Messenger RNA from Amoebophrya sp. A120, 2799 nucleotides. NCBI's taxonomy places the organism in Eukaryota, Dinophyceae, Syndiniales, Amoebophryaceae. The record is from the annotation of a GenBank genome assembly.
GGAAUCUGUUGGCUUUCUUCGUAAUUUUCUGGUGUAGAUCAUUGCGUUUGCGACCGUAUAGUGAACAUCAAAUUUUUUGUUGACUGCCUACAAUCGGGACGGGCACGACCAGCACCAACACCAUACCACUUGCUCGCACGUUGUACGCAGAUUCAGUUGCAAAACGUCCUUGUGAGAAGCACACCACAUCACAACUAUCCCCAAGAUGCUCGCCUACCCCAAAGAGCCCGGAAAACGCAUUGUGACCCAACACGUGCUUGCUGCCGAAAACGGGUUGUAUGGCGGCAAUGGCAGCGGACCAGUGCCGGUCGACCACAGAGGCCUUUUGGUGUUAGGCGACGACAUACAGAACACGAGAGGCAGCGUAUUUUUGUUUGUUUUUAUGACAUGCUGUUAGUUCUGUGAUAGCAUCACAAAUUGAUGAACAUGUACCAAUUGCGUGUGAACAUAGCAUGCCAAGCUAAAUGAACAACUUCAUCCCGAAUUAUAGUCUCUAAAUUUUUCAAAACAAAAACAGCUCAACGAGCAGCCACCGCACCUGCAAAACGGGCUUGGUUUGGAGAACCCGAGGUCGCCACGGGGUAGCGGUAGUUCACCGCGAAACAACGGUGCAUCACAGACUAGUACCGGAACAGAAAACGUCCAGCACUACUUUGCAAGCGAACCAGGAAUGAUGCAACAUAACGGCUCCGGCACCAGCCGGUCUUCCGUGGUCAAUUCCACGGUGAGGAUAAAAGGCUUCAGUAGUCGGAAUAGACCAGAGGGCGCAGCAGCUUCCCCUCCAGCAGCGGGAGUGCCGAGUAAAAAUUCCGAAAUUAUUCCGAUCAUCGACUCGCAGCGGUUUGCAGACCGGUCCGGCGGCGUGGUUUUAGGCGGAACGACGGUUUUGCAGAAGAAUUUGAGCGACAGGAUGGCGGAAUUUUCACCCCGAGCAAAUAACGGAAAUAACUCUAAGAACUCCAGCAACGGAUCCAGCUCCCACCACAGUUACAACCACAUCCUUUCGGGCUCUCGCACGAAUCACGCAAACAACAUCGCCUGCACCUACGGCGGCCACGCAACAGCAUCUGGUGCCGUGCAGGGAAACAACAAUUUUUACCCCCACGGGAAAGUCAAUCCGAACGUCAUGCCGAACGCGAACGCAGCGCAGUUACGGAAGCAGAACUACCGAGGGAGGGGAGUGGCUGGGUGUUUGGGGGUGCAGUGGCCGGGACACAGUCCGACGGAUGAAGAUUUGAUAGGGGACGAGAAGGAGCUGCAUGGUAUACAGAGAUACAUACGAUACAAUACCAGUUCUAGUACCUCGUUUUUUUCAUCAAAUGCUGGUGUUUUCGCACGAUCAACAGUAAUUGUCAUGCGUACCUACAUGAAUAUGAAAGAAAUUCAAUCGGACAACAUUGUCAGAAAUCAACUUCACCGGCAUGCGGAGGAAGACGUUAGACCAGAUAGACAAGUCCGGCACCUACGGUAGGUCGAACGCGAAAUCCGCGGAUGGCAUGUACAAUAGCAACGGAGAAUUGGUACCGGUUUCGCCGGUGAAGCGGGAGAAGCAGGGGAAGAUGCAGGGGUCGGAUGUCUUGAACUACAAGGUCGUGUUGCAAAAUAGUGGACAAGAACCAGGUGCAGGAGGCGGGGAUGUUGACCAGAGUUCACAACUACAGUUUCAAACCAACCACCAAGACAUCCACGGAAAAUGGGAUUCAACCUGCAUGUAUCCUGUGCAAAAGUAUCGUACUCGUACUGCAAUCAUGCAUUACAAAUUUUUUUCUCAAGGUAAAUCCGCAUUACAAAUUUUAUUUCUCAUGCUGAGGGAAUUUGUCAUGCAUUUAUACGAGUGCGAUACUUUUGCAGUUCAUAGCAUGGAGGGCCAGUGGCCGGAGGUGGAGACAAAUCAGGACGUGUUGAACCAGAGGGGGUACCGGCCUGGAGAAAUCGUGAUUGGGAAACCGGCGCCGCAAUUCAUGUAUUGCUAAUAUGUGCAUUUUUCUAUUUGGAAUUUGAAACUUGUCGUUGUCAUGCACAUCCGACCUAGAACGCAUGUUUACGUGUGGGGGAGUGAAGUAGAUCUGUGUUGCGGAGCUCGUAGCACAAACACGUGAUUUUGCAAAAACCUAAAACAGGCGCGGCAAGGAGCAAGAGGACCACCGUGCGUACUCCGGGGGGAGCAUAACGCAGCAAGGCACACAAAAGAUGCCGGAAGCAACGCUGUACCGGGAAUUGUUCAAAGCGCGGGAUACCAGCAGCUUAAACUUGGUGGGGACGUUUAAGUGAAGGAUAUUCAUAUUUGCGGGUGGAAUCACAAUCAACAAGGCGGUGAAGAUUGGUGCUGUGGUGGAAUUUUUCUUGUACUGUAGAGCAGAAUCAACACCAGGAUAAUCAUGUAGAAGACAGAGUUGCAGAUGCUAGGUUUCCAAACGCAAAGAUGCCAUCCUGUACAAAGCGAUGAAAACAAAUUAUACCAAAAUUGAAUCCUCCCUGUCCCGAGGUCAAAAUAGUAGCGUGAUUAUACUUCUGUACAAUUUAUUUUCGUUCUUUAUCUUUUUCACUAAACCUAAAGCCAGAGCCAUUCCAUUAUAGGUCGUCAAUUAACAAAAAGCUGUAGCCGCUGCACAGCAAAGGCCCGCACAGUUAUAGUGCGGAGAAAUCAGUUUUGGUAGGUAAAUAAGGGUCAACGCGGAGUGUCACGAUUGAAUUUUGUACAAAAUGAAAGCCAAGAAGAACAACGGCGCAAGCAAAUGUAAGCAGUAAAUUUGAGACUCACAUCGAAGUUGGAAUAGCACCAAAGGGCGACGUUUUACG